Messenger RNA from Owenia fusiformis, 1432 nucleotides. The record is from the annotation of a GenBank genome assembly. NCBI's taxonomy places the organism in Eukaryota, Metazoa, Annelida, Polychaeta, Sabellida, Oweniidae.
AUGGAACAAUUUAAGAGGAUAUUUCGAGGUGGACCUUUCUUAUGGUUGCUAAUCGUUGUGUUUCUAGCUUUAGUCGAACGAAACAGAAGUGAGAUAAGUAAUAAUGACAAGACAAAGAUCGAAAAGGGCUUCGAGGCUGGGAGAGCAAUUCUUGACCUUAUUACAGAGAGAGACUUUAAAGAGGCGUUAACUAAAAUAGGCAAAAGUAUUGCCCCGUUCUUGGGUGCAUUCGGUCCUUUUCUCAGUCUAAUCCUUGCAUUUAUACCAGGAGCUGAUUCGGCAGAACUUGCAUACCUAAAAUGGAUGAUGAAAAACAUUGAUAACAGAUUCAAUCGACUGGACUCACGAUUUGAUGAAGUUCAACGCAUGAUUGAUUGGACUAAGGUGGCGGUGAACUUUGGACAAAUCGAACAAAAAAUCUUGGCAAUGGAUGUAGAAUUCAGACUUCUUUAUACCGGCGGAGCACCAGCAGCGAAUAGGAAGCAAGUAUUUAUAACACAUUUCGAAAGUGAUUAUCAGCUUAGCGGGUUAAAAUUGUACAAUGCAAUUGUGCACACCCAAGGUACCUUUCAGGAAAAUCUCGGAGAAUCUGUUAUGCGUUACACUAAAAAUGAUCGCAAGAAGACGCGAGAUUUUCUUCUUGGUAUAAUGCGACUCCUCAUCCAAGCAGUUAAGAUAGAACUUGCAUACUAUAAAGCGAAAGGGUUUGAAACGAUUGCCGAACAGAGAAAGCAAGAAUGGGAAACCAGGAUUCGAACGGUAAAAUCGAAUUUCGAACAGGUUGACAGGACAGUGACAGACAGAUACCAUAACCAGUCUCUUGUGGACAUUAAAAAAUAUACUGCCGACAAUACUGGCAUGAGUAACGAAGAUUUCAGUGCAGGACUGUACAACAUGUUAAAUGGAAAGUAUGAUUGGCGCGUCUGGUUUGUCAUUGCUUAUAAACCGAUACAUGGUCGGAACAAGCACACUGUUAGUGUAUGCGACGGCGGGCAUAUACUAUUUCGACAAGAUGGACGAAACAUCGUAGUUGCAAGUAAGGACCAUAAUGCUGGAACAAUGGACUUGCAAAGAGCGAGAACGAGUUUGAAUCGCCGUAAAUGGAUUUCCCAUGAUCUCGUGUAUGUUGGAGAGUUAGCCAGAAAUUUGUACAAUGAACUUGAUAAAACUGGUGCAUGCGCAGUUGCUGUAAUUAAUAUACCUGGCUCCGAUGUAAGGUACAAGGGAGAUCCAAAUAGAAUAGUGCACCGCGAUUUAAAUUGGAUGGGCAAUCCCUUCCAAAAAAUGUUCAUUAUGAUCAUGUUCGGCUAAAUGCUGCAAAAGAAAUGGUCGCUACGUAUAUGAAUGUGUUAACUUGGGCAUUAUCACAUUUAUACAUAUUUUAUACAUAGGUGUUCGGUACGUUACCAUGGCAACAGAUUAUGAAUCUAAU